Molecule: messenger RNA, 2891 nt
Organism: Drosophila ficusphila
Lineage: Eukaryota; Metazoa; Arthropoda; Insecta; Diptera; Drosophilidae
Product: aminopeptidase Ey-like
Exons: 7
Coding region: 39-2819 (926 amino acids)
Biological process (GO): proteolysis; peptide catabolic process
Cellular component (GO): cytoplasm
Molecular function (GO): peptide binding; zinc ion binding; metalloaminopeptidase activity
Source: RefSeq, a predicted model, not a curated record
CGUUUUUUAUUCUCCGUUGCGAUCAGAGGUAUUCGGGCAUGAAUUGGCUUCUGUUAUUGUUUCUGGCACUUGGACUGUUUUUAGCAGCAGCCGAUUCCAACUAUGACUACUACCGGCUGCCAACAGCUCUUCGACCACAAAAGUAUUAUCUACGCAUCUUGACUCAUCUGGAGAAUCGGAAAGAGUUUCGCUUUAGCGGCACAGUUAAAAUCCUAAUAGAAGCUCUGGAGAAUACCAACAACAUUACGCUUCACUCGAGUACCCUUGCCAUCGACGAGUCACAGACUACUCUUCGCCAAAUUAGCGGAGGAGAAAAAAAGGAUAACUGCGUAGCAUCAACAGAAGUGAAUACCAAUCACGAGUUUUAUAUCUUCAAAACAUGUCAGCAACUCUUGGCUGGCAAUAUUUAUGAGCUGAGUGUAUCGUUUUCAGCCGAGUUACAAGAUCAACUUAAGGGAUACUACCGAAGCUCCUAUGUGGAUCCUGCGCACAAUGAGACGAGAUGGAUCUCCAUUACCCAAUUUGAACCGACUUCGGCUCGACUGGCAUUUCCCUGCUUUGAUGAGCCUGGUUACAAGGCUCCCUUUGUGAUCACACUGGGUCAUCACAGGAAGUUCACGGCUCUCAGCAACAUGCCCGUUGACCGAACUUCCUCACAUGACACCCUUCCCGAUUAUAUCUGGACAGAGUUCCAGGAGUCUUUGCCGAUGUCCACAUACUUAGUGGUGUAUUCGGUAAAUGAUUUCAUCCACAAGCUCUCUUCGUUGAACAAUAAACCCCUUUUCCGGACUUGGGCAAGGCCCAAUGCCAUCGAUCAGUGUGACUUUGCUUCCGAGUUCGGCCCCAAAGUACUAAAGUACUACGAGCAGUUGUUUGGCAUUGGGUUUCCUCUCCCUAAAAUGGAUCAAAUGGCUAUUCCAGAUUUUGAUGCACGUGCCAUGGAGAAUUGGGGCUUGGUGACCUACACGGAGAGCUCACUACUGUACUCCCCUGAAUAUACCACACUGAUGGGCAAAAAAUCGAUUGCAAAUACCAUGGCCCACGAGUUGGCCCACCAGUGGUUCGGCAAUCUGGUCACCAUGAAGUGGUGGAACGAUCUUUGGCUCAACGAAGGGUUCGCUACUUAUGUGUCCAGUUUGUGUAUUGAGAGCAUCCAUCCGGAGUGGCGUUCAGUGGAGCUGGACUCCCAUUCUAAUUUACUUACUUUCUUCAAAAUAGACUCUUUGGAGAGCAGUCAUCCGGUUUCGAGACCCGUUGAAUUGGCUUCGCAGAUUUUUGAAAGCUUCGAUGAGAUCUCUUACGAGAAAGGAUCGUUGGUGCUUCGCAUGAUGCACUUGUUCCUCGGGGAAGAAUCCUUUCGAUCCGGUCUCAAAUCGUAUCUUGAAAAGUACUCUUAUAAGAACGCCGAUCGGGACGAUCUUUGGGAUUCACUCACUCAAGCUGCCCACAAAAAUUUCAUUCUGCCAAAGGAUUAUGAAAUCAAGGCCAUCAUGGACUCUUGGAUACUGCAAACUGGCUAUCCUAUCCUUCAUGUAACUCGUGACUAUUCGGCGAGGACUGCAAGUUUUAGCCAGGAUCGCUACCUCCUUAACACCAAUUUAUCCAAAACCGAUCGCAGUGAAUGUUGGUGGAUCCCACUGAGCUUCACCACCCAGGAGGAAAAGGACUUCAACAACACCGCUCCCAAAGCGUGGAUGGAGUGCAGCAAAACCGCUAAAAGCCUUCCCAAGACUCUUGAGGAUCUCCCAGGACCCGACCAGUGGGUAAUCUUCAACACCCGACUGUCAUCACCUUAUAAAGUAAACUACGAUGCAAGGAACUGGGAACUACUGAUCGCAACUUUGAACAGCGAUGAUUUUGAAAGCAUUCAUGUGGUUAACAGGGCGCAGCUCCUAAGCGAUGUCCUGUAUUUCGCCUGGACAGGAGAGCAGGGCUACGACACCGCGCUUAAGGUGAUAGGUUAUCUGAAGAGAGAGCGGGAACUCCUUCCCUGGAGAUCGGUUCUAGAUCAGUUAAACAUUGUUUCUUCCCUCAUUCAACCAACAUCGAAUUUUGGCACAUUUAAGCGCUUUAUAAGCAAGUUGAUCACCCCGAUCUAUGAGCAUUUGGAUGGCAUCAACUACACAGAUACAACAUCGAUCCGAAACCAGGAUGAGCUCCAUUUAAAGUUGAUAGUGGCGGCCUGGGCAUGCCCAAUCCAGGUAUCCGACUGUGUGGCCCAGUCGUUGCUCUACUUCAGCAACUGGCGAUCGGAGGCUAAUCCCGACGAGAACAACCCAGUGCCUCUGGCUGCUCGUGACACUGUUUACUGCACCGCCAUUCGGCGCGGGAGCGACGAGGACUGGGACUUCCUUUGGACGCGAUACCUGCGGUCGAAUGUGGCGGCCGAAAAGCAGACUAUUUUGAGAUCUUUGAGUUGUACGCAGGAGGUGUGGCUUGUGCAGAGAUAUAUAGAAAGGAUCUUCGAAGGUAAGGGGGACAUUCGCAAGCCGGACUCUGUUUCAACCUUUAAGUCAAUCGCCUCGUCUGAGGUUGGCUUUUUGUUGGCCAAGGAAUAUUUCAUGGAAAACAUAGAACUCAUCUCGAAAUUCUACCAUCCCCAACCCGAAACUAUGUCCGAGAUUUUGCUGACGCUUUCCUCACAGAUUUAUACCCGCAAAGACUACAAUAAGUUCAAAGACUUUGUGGCCAAUUCCAAAGACUACCUCAAGAAUAUGGAUCAGGCAAUCAGUCAAGCAUUAGAGACGAUCCUGACCAACGUGCAAUGGAUGUCGCAAAAACAAAUUCAGUUUACCCGUGCCAUUGAAAAGUUCCUGUAAAAAAUAAAAAUUACAUUCUUUAUCUCCACCCGGGAGCAUAGAGCCUCUACAGUUUUGAAGAGGAUUCAUUUA